CAGGCGAAGGUCCUUCCUAUCCCAUGGGUACGGCCUUUGGGGAUUUAGUUGACGUAUCUGUCACACUGGAGUUUUCCGGGACGGGUAGAUAAACCCAUGCCCAAUACUCCUCUUUUCGCAGCCGGGCAUGGGACUGUCCACGGCUGAGGCGUUAGUUAUGUUCCCACCUGUUUAAUGUGCUCCUGAUCCCACCUUGUUGUGGAAACGGCCCCUUUGAACACUUGUAGGAACAGAACGAUCAUUCUCAGACACUUCAGCGCCCCUAGAGGACAAUCGCGGUACUGCAGGCGUUCAGCGGCUCCACGGAAGGAUCCUGAACCAGGAAGUAGCGGGAGUUAAAAUGGCUUCGAAAGGACAAGUGGAAAGUUGGACUGACGAGGUAAUUUGUCCCAUCUGCCUGGAUUUCUUCACCGAUCCGGUUAUACUGGACUGUGGACAUAACUUCUGCCGCUCCUGCAUCACACGGUGUUGGGAAAGGGAGGAGAGAAACUCCUGCCCGGAAUGUAGAGAGGAGUCUGGGAACCGCACCCUGAAAGUCAAUCGGGCCUUAGCAAAUCUGUCUGAGAAAGCUCGAAAACUAAACUUGAAUCCGAAAGAGAAGGAAAGUAAACUUCACUGCAAGGAACACGAGGAAGAACUGAAGCUGUUUUGUGAAAACGACAAGAAACUGAUCUGUGUGAUCUGUGUAGCUUCCCAGGAACACAGAGAGCACCGCUUCCAGACGAUUAAAGAAGCUGCUGAUGUCUAUAGGGACCGGGUUAAAUCUGCGGUAGAAUCUCUCACAGAAAAGAAAUCCGAGCUGGAGGAAAUAGAGCGGCAACAGAAAGAGAAGAUUUCCGGAGUUCGGGAACAGUCACGAAGCGUUCAGUCCCACAUCACAUCCCAGUUUGCUGAACUGCGCCGGAUUAUCACCGAGAAAGAGCAGCACACACUCCGAGAUCUCAGGGAAGAAGAGGAGAGGAUUCUAAAUCCAUUGGAGAACAAUCUUCGAGAGAUUCAAGAGAAUUUAGAUUCUAUCCAGCAGGAAAUCUCCAAGUUACAGAAACAGAUGGAUCAGCAAGAAAAUGUGAUAUUUCUCAUGGAGGAAGCUUGUCGGGAGAGGAGGAUUAGUGACGAUGUCCAUGAAUUGUCAGUGACAGAUGGAGCCCUACCAGUUGAAAGAUUCUAUCACCCCUAUUUGUUGAAAACAGCAUUGAGAGAAACACUUGAUGCCGUUAUUCAAGGAACAGAACGAUCAUUCCCCGACACUUCGGCGCCCCUAGAGGACAAUCGCGGUACUGCAGGCGUUCAGCGGCUCCCCGAAAGGAUCCCGAACCAGGAAGUACCGGGAGUUAAAAUGGCUUCGAAAGCACAGGUCGAGAGUUGGACCGACGAGGUAAUUUGUCCCAUCUGCCUGGAUUUCUUCACCGAUCCGGUUAUACUGGACUGUGGACACAACUUCUGCCGCUCCUGUAUCACACGGUGUUGGGAGAGAAACUCCUGCCCGGAAUGUAGAGAGGAGUUUGCGGACCGCACCCUCAGGGCCAAUCGGGCUUUAGCAAAUCUGUCUGAGAAAGCUCGAAAACUAAACCUGAAUCCGAAAGGGAAGGAAAGUAAACCUCACUGCGAGAAACACGAGGAAGAACUGAAGCUGUUUUGUGAAAACGACAAGAAACUGCUCUGUCUGAUCUGUAGAGAUACGCGGGAACACCGAGAGCACCGCUUCCUGCCGAUUGAAGAAGCUGUUGAAGUAUAUAGGGACCGGGUUAAAUCUGCGUUAGACUCUCUCACAGAAAAGGAAUCCGAGCUGGAGGAAAUGGAGCGGCAACAGAAAGAGAAGAUUUCCGGAGUUCGGGAACAGUCACACAUACUUCAGUCCCACAUCACAUCCCAGUUUGCUGAACUGCGCCGGAUUAUCACUGAGAAAGAGCAGCACACACUCCGAGAUCUCAAGGAAGAAGAGGAGAGGAUUCUAAAUCCAAUGGAGAAAAAUCUUCGAGAGAUUGAAGAGAAUUUAAAUUCUAUACAGCAGAAAAUCUCCAAGUUACAGGAACAGAUGGAUCAACAAGAAAACCUGAUAUUUCUCAUGGAGGAAGCUUGUCGGAAGAGGAGGAUUAGUGAUGACUUCCAGGAAUUAUCAGUGACAGAUGGAGCCCUACCAGUUGAAAGAUUCCAACACCACUAUUUGUUGAAAACAGCAUUGAGAGAAACACUUGAUGUCGUUAAUCAAGUCUCUGUCACCCUGGAUGUGGAGACGGUGCAUCCGGCGCUCGAGGUGUCUGAGGAUCGGAAGAGUGUGAGAUGGACCUGGACCCGGAGGAAUCUCCCUGACACCGGGAAGAGGUUCACUGUCUCGCGUUGUGUGCUGGGAUCGGAGGGAUUCACAUCGGGGAGACAUUACUGGGAGGUGGAGGUGACGGGGAAUCGGUGGUGGGAUCUGGGAGUCGCCGCAGAGUCUGUGGAGAGGAAGACACGGGUCACACCGAGUCCGGAGACCGGAUUCUGGAGCAUCGCACGGCGUGAUGACGAGAUGUGGAUUCUCACCCGCCCUGAAGACCGUCUCUUCGCCGGUCCCAUCCCCGGGAGGGUGGGAGUUUAUCUCAGUUACGAGUCCGGAACAGUUUCAUUCUACAACGCGGAGACCAAGUCCCAUCUCCACACCUUCACUGGGAGUGAAUUCACGGGGAAACUUUAUCCUUUGUUUUGGACUUGGGAUGAAAACCAGUGGCUGAGAAUCUGCUCCGGUUCCGCUCCGGGACUGUAAACAGGUCGGGUCCGGGUCCGGCGACAGGAGAAGUUUACAAAGAAAAUUAAUGAAGGCAAGACAGUGAAUGUUGUCUACAUGAACUUUUGCAAGGUCUCGAAUUGGAGGUUGGUCAAAAAGUUUGGAUUGUUUUGCAUUCAGGAUGAGGCAAUAAAUUGGAUGAAAAUCAGAAUCAGAAUCGAAAUCAGGUUUGAUAUCACCGGCAUAUGUCGUGAAAUUUGUUGCUAUGCACUCAACAUUGCAAUACACGAUAAUACAAUCUGAAUUACAGUGAGAAGUAUAUAAAUAUAUAAAAUUAAAUAAGUAGCGAAGGGGGCGCUAGUGCGCAUGCGUAUGGAUUAGACGAGUUUGGUCAGUGCUCCUCUCCGAGGCCUUGAUAAAAUUACUAUUAUACCGUGUUUUAUUCAUUUGUAGGCCGACAGUGUAUGUCUGAACUAAUGGUACGUCCACACUACUCCGGAUAAUUUUGAAAACAAAGCUUUUUCUCUUCGUUUUGACCUUCUGUCCACACUGAAACAGAGUUUUCAUCCCCCAAAAACGGAGAUUUUCAGAAACGGUCUCCAGAGUGAAUAAAUCUGAAAAUGCCUAAUAUCCGUUGUAGUGUGUACGGGGUAAACGGAGAGAUUUAAAAACGCUGUCAUGCCAACACCAGAACAACAAUGCUUUUUCUGCUUCUGCUUCGUACUGCACAAGCUGUUAUAACGCGCAGUCGGUGUGAACGGCGUGAGAGUUAAAUUGUAAAGUGAGCUUUUUUGACUAUUUAAAAACUCUGUCAUGAUGUGCCGGAACUGAUGUUCAUUGUUUUCUUGAACGCCACCACCUAACAAUUUCAGAACAGACGGCAACGAGACUGAAGCCAGAAGGGUUAGAAAUGUACUCACCAAAUACUUUGACCCAUAGCUUACUGAAUAAAUAAGUAUACUCCCUUUGCCCUGUUUUCUGUCCUUGCUUGUAUGAAGGUGGUUUACCUAUUUAUGCAAGUACUUCUCUGACAAUAGACGUGUAACAGCCUAAUGUAACAUUGUAUGGAAAUACAAGACAACACUGAUGCAGACAUUUUAUACAUUUAACAAGGUGCCUUAUUAAUGCGACAGAGUGAGUCAGUUUUUCAAUGUUCGUCGUCAGCAGGGUCAUACUGUCCGUGAACUCCCUGUCGGUUGCCUCCACACGCUCCAGUAUUUGUUUUUUUUUAGGUUUAAGUCCUCCUGCGCGAGAGCCAAGAGCAGUUCCUUUAAAGUUUUUCUACUUGGUAACUGGUGUUACGAGAAUACACAUAAAAUUAAGAUGUUUGCUGGCCUGGGCUAGCAUCAGUGGCAUCAGCAGUUGGUCUGCCACCUGCCCUCAGGGGAAGGAGAGAUAAGGAACAAUGGAGCAGCGUCUGGAGAUGUGUAAUGAAGGGAUGUGGGAGGAAGAGCUGUCUGGAGCGGCUCCCCCCUUUGAACCCUGAACUGUUUGAAGUGAUGGACAGGCGAUAUCCCAGCAGGGGGAUAAAAAGGGACAGGUUCGCUAAGACACACGCCACCCGAGGUAACGAGACCCUGGAAGCGGUGCGCUUCUCACGAGUGGGUGAGAAGUACCGGACAACGACAAGGGUGGAAAGGUACGAUCAGCGGGAACCCGGUGUGUGUCCGCCCUUGCCUGGGUGCCGGGUUCACUGCAGAGGAUCGACCGCAUCUGGAGGAGGGGUCACAGUCGGUGACCUCAGGUGACAUCACCGAGGACCUGCCCAAAAGCUGUCUGUGAGCCAUCCCGCUGGUCUGUGAGUGAAGCAGUGUUCUGAAUGAUCAGUUGUUCCUAUUCUGUCUCUCUUCCCCCACCUUGUCCAUCGCCAUGGCAACGAUUACUGCGAACUGAACUACAAACUGGACUGAACUUUGAGUCAUUUUGAAAUUGGUCAUUUACCCCUAGACAACGAUAGAGCUUGAUUGAUGCUGUUAUCUUAAUUCUGUGCACAUGUGUGGUUAUCAUUGUUGAAUUGUUGCAUUUAUUAUCCUUUCGAUUACUGUGUUGCUUGUUUCUUUAAUAAAACUUUCUUAGUUCGAGUACUCCAGACUCCAACUGAGUGAUCCAUUUCUGCUGGUUUGGCAACCCAGUUACGGGGUACGUAACACUGGACAAACGCACACCAAGUAUACCAUUUCCUCUAAGUGUCUGGAAAAGUUUGACAAUGCCAAAGGCAAAUAGAGCCAAGACCGCCGACUGCGAAACUAUCGAAGUUAAUGCUAACAAUGGGUCGGUAAAGCACUUCUCCGCGUCUGAGAUACCACCGGAUAAAACUUACACCAUGUGCAAUGAACUAAGUCAGGAGAUUUCUCAGUCAGUUCUGCGUGGCAUUAACGACCGCUUUGAUGUUUUUGAGACCAAGUUAGAGGCGCUUGUGGCCUCCCAGGCUGACUUGCCAGCCCGUGUGGCUAAUCAAGAACUAACCGCCAGUGACCUUGAAACACACGUGCAAGAGCUUGAAGUUAAGUAUUCAGAGCUAAUGAGACAAAAUAGCCAGCUUGAAGCUAACAUGUUAUUUUUUGUGUAUGUUGUGUUUUUAUGAGGCUGCCAGCCAUUCUGCAUCGUUUACUAUGUUUGUGCUCAACUCUAAUAAUCUCUUUUUAAUUCUCAUAUGCAGAGGCUGUAGAAAAGAGCUGGGGGGGGGCUGGUAAAGAUAUUACAAUAGUCUCGUGGAAUGUUAAGGGCCUUGGUCAUGUUGUUAAGAGGGAUAAAGUUUUUAGAUAUCUGAAAUCUCUAUUUGCAGAUGUGAAUUUUCUACAGGAAACCCCUAUCAAAGUAACUGAGCAACGCAGAUUGAGGUCUAGCUGGAUAUCGUAGGUUUACCAGUCACCAUUUGCAUCUCAUGCCCGUGGUGUGGCUAUCCUCUUUAGGAAAAAUAUUCCAUUUCAGCUCACUUCCAUGACCACAGCUCCUCUCGGCAGGUUUAUUAUGAUCUCUGGCACCAUUAAUUUGUUUCCGCUAACCUUCCUUAAUAUUUAUGGUCCAAACACAGACGAGGCAAAUUUUUUUUAGGAAAGCUUUUGAUUUACUUCUGGAUGCCAGUAAUUCAAAUAUAAUAAUCGGCAGUGAUUUGAAUUGCUACCUGGACCCAUAUUUAGAUAGAUUGUCCUCCCGCCCGCCCUCAAAUAUCUUGUCAGUGCAGGUCCUAAAUAAUUUGAUUAGAUCUAGGAAUUUAGUAGAUACUUGGCGAGUUCAACGUCCCACCGACAAGGACUAUUCUUAUUAUUCUCAAGUUCACAAAUCUUAUAGUAGAAUAGACUGUUUUUUGGUUGAUUCUCAUUUAAUAUCUCGUGUUACCAAUACAAAAUAUCAUAAUAGAUUCAUUUCUGACCAUAGCCCCUUGACAAUGUCCCUGAAUCUCUCCCUUUCCAAAUGAAUCUAUUCCUGGCAUUUUAACCCCUCCCUACUCGCCGAUGAGAAAUUUAUAGUAUAUUAUAACCACCAGAUUAAAAGAUUUUAUAGAAAUUAACGAUAAUGGUGAGGUGUCAGAUUCCACACUCUGGGAGACAUUAAUAGUUGUAAUUUGUGGGUAUAUAAUUUCAUAUGAAUCUGCUGCUAAGAGGGAGAGAGAAGGGCGAUUAUUAGAGAUUGAGAAUACUCUCCCAACCCUCGAAGCGACAUACCAGGCUUCGAAACCCUCUGAAGAUUAUAAAAUAAUAAAGUUUAAGUAUGAGUAAGUAGUAUCUUGGGUAGUCAGAUAUAUAACCUCCUCUUAAAAUAAAGACAAAAGAAUUUCGAAAUGGGGGACAAGCCUUGGGGGCACCUGGCACGGCAGCUCAGGGGCGCCCAGGCCCUAAGGUCAAUUCAUUGCAUUAGAUCGAGGCCGGGUACCCUGUUAACUAACCCCAAGGAGAUAAAUGACUGUUUUAAAGAAUUUUACAGCGAACUCUACACCUCUAAAUGCAAUGCCACUCAAUCUGACUUGAAUGACUUCUUUGAUUCUCUUGUAAUGCCCAGACUUAGUGAUGCUGCUAGGGAGGACUUAGAUUCUGACUUCACAUUGGAAGAAAUAACUUCUGCAAUUAAGUCAUUUCCGUCUGGCAAGGCUGCUGGGCCGGAUGGAUUUGGCUGUGAAUUUUAUAAGAAAUUCUGUGAUAUCCUUGCCCCACUUCUCCUCAGAAUGAUAUCUUGCUCUAAGAGAGAUAAAGCCUUGCCUAGGACAUUGUACGAGGCUAACAUUUCCCUCAUUUUGAAGAAAGGUAAAGAGCAAACAGACCCGGCCAGCUAUAGGCCCAUUGCACUCCAGAAUUUUGAUAGGAAGGUGAUUACUAAAAUGCUGGCUAACUGACUAAAUAAUUAUUUGUCAUCUAUCAUUCAUCCUGAUCAGACAGGAUUUGUCCCAGGUAGGUUCUCUUUUCCCAAAGUCAGAUGCCUCCUUAAUACUAUAUAUGCUGAUCAUGGGAAAGCUACUGGGGCAGCAAUUUUAUCCCUUGAUGCACAAAAGGCUUUUGACCAGAUUGAGUGGCCUUACAUGUUUGAUUAUAACACUGUUACAGGUUUGGGUUCGGUGAGUCAUUUGUAUCUUGGGUAAAACUGAUAUACGCCAGCCCAAUUGUGUUCUAUUAUAACUAAUGAUGACAAUUCAACUCUGUUUCCCCUACACCGUUCCGUCCAGCAGGGGUGCCCUCUCUCGCUGGCCCUUUUUUCCAUCGCGGUAGAGCCCCUUGCCCUAAAAAUAAGAAGUCACCCAAAUAUUGUGGGUUUGAAAGUGGCAGGUAUUGAAACAGUUAUUAGUUUAUAUGCUGAUGAUGUGAUACUCUACUUACAAAACUCAGAAAAGUCAGUCCCUCUUCUUUUAGAUUUAAUCACCUCUUUUGGCAGACUAUAGGGAUGCUCAACCAAUUGGACAAAAAGUGACUUUGUGCCCCUCUCCAACAACUACAUGCGGGGUUUUUUGGAAAGUGCCCCGUUCAAAGUAGUUAAAGAUCACUUUACUAAUCUUGGUUUGGCAAUCUCCAAAGAUCCUAAAUUAAUAUUCAAAUUAAAAUUCGCGGAGUUUAUUUCAAAACUUAAACAGAAUAUAGAAAGUUGGAAAACCCUACCUCUAUCCAUGAUUGGUCGUAUAAAUUCAAUUAAAAUUGUUUCCCUUCCUAGGUUUCUCUAUCUUUCUCAAAAUCUCCCCAUUUUUCUCACAUCAGCCUUCUUUAAAGAGUUGGACUCCAUAAUAUUGUCUUAUAUCUGGAAUUAUAAGAUUCACAGGAUUUCAAAAAUUCAUUUACAAAAGCCCAAGUCUGAAGGAGGACUGGGAUUACCUGUAUUUAGACACUAUUAUUGGGCUGUCAAUGCUAGGGCUUUAAUUUUUUGGCAACAGGGGGCUCCGAAUAACCUAGCCCCUGGGGCUCCCUUGUGGCUAUGUAUGGUGUUCAACUCUGUUGUCAAUUCCUCCUUGCCAGCCAUGCUGUUCUCCAAGUUAGAGAGGCCUGGGACUUCAAGAAGUUUGAGGUUUGUUUUGAAAAAUUCCGUCAGAAUUCUAAAUCAGAUUAGGAGCGUUCUGAAUUUACCAGAGACCUCUGUACAAACACCAAUCUGUUUGAAUCACUCCUUUCUACCCUCAUGGUCAGAUAAAACAUCCAAAGCUUGGAGGGAGAAGGGUCUAGUUUCUAUUGAAGACCUGUGCAUAGAGGGACGGUUUGCAACAUUUAGUCUGCUGAAAGAGAAAUUUGAGCUGCCCCAUUUGCACUUGUUUUCGUUAUUUGCAAAUUAGACACUACAUUCAAUUUAAGAUUUGUAAUUUUGAAAUCCUUCCAGGGAUACAUAUGUUUUUUUGAUAUUUUAAAGAACCCUCCUGACUCCAGGCAUCUCGUUUCUAAGUUUGUACAUUUAUUUGAUAAUUGCACUGUAGCAUCGACUGUGAAGAUUAGAAACACCUAGAGGAAGAGUUGGGUACUGAAUUAUCUGAAGCUGCCUGGGAUAAGCCUAUGACACAGACUUGCUCUGUUAACCGCAGGCACCAACUGAUCCAGUUUAAAGUUGUCCACCGUCUCCAUUACUCUAAACUUAGAUUGCACAGGAUUUACCCUUCUGUCUCGCCAAUGUGUGAUAGAUGCCAAGGGAUGGAAGCCACGUUGUCACACACCUUUUGGUUUUACCCAUUACUGACUGGAUUUUGGUCCAAAAUAUUCGACUGGUACUCAAAGGCCUAUAAAAGAUCCUUCCCCUUGGAAGCUGGUCUCGCUAUAUUUGGCUGCUCGCAAUCUACUAUUUGUGUUACAGUGGAGUGCUGGGAACGGAUCCAAAUUCGAGACACAAACACUGAAGUACAAGGAACAGGACUUGACUGGAGUAGGGACGUGACAGGAUUCAGACCAGGAGCAGGGACAAGAGUGCAGACUUAGGCUAGGGAAAGCGGGACCAGGACGAGAAACCAUGGACUAAGGCUUCGACUCCGAGCCUGAGACUGGACAAGGACCCAGAACCUGGGUCUUGCCUCGGGCUCGGACCCCAGAACCAGGCAAAGACAUGACAUGGCUGCAGGACAGGACAUGGCUGGGGUCUAGAGGCCUGAACUUGGAGACAGGCUGGGGUCUUGAGGCUUGAGGCUGGGGUCUUGGGUCUUGAGACUGGCUGCAGGCUUGGGUCUUGGGUCUUGAGAUUGGCUGCAGGCUGGGAUCUUGGGUCUUGAGCUUGGCUGCAGGCUGGAGCCUUGGGUCGUGAGCUUGGAGGCUUGGGAUCCUCGAGGCUCGGGUUCUUGGAGCUUGGCUUGGGAUCCUCGAGGCUCGGGUUCUUGAAGCUUGGCUUGGGAUCCUCAAGGCUCGGGUCCUUGGAGCUUGACUUGGGAUCCUCGAGGCUCGGGUCCUUGAAGCUUGACUUGGGAUCCUUGAGGCUUGGGUUCUUGGAGCUUGCCUUGGGAUCCUCGAGGCUAGGGUUCUUGGAGCUUGGCUGCGGGAUCCUCGAGGCUUGGGGUCCUGGAACUUGGCUGCGGGAUCUUUGAGGCUUGGGUUCUUGGAGCUCUGAGACAGACUGGGAACCCAACAUCAACAUAGAGCCGGGACUUAUCCUUCGACGAGCCGGGACUCAUCUUUAACACGACACCAACAUGAGACAGGACAGAACAUAGACAUAGAGCCGUGACUCAUCCUAAGACAAGCCGGGUCUCAACUUCAUCUCCACAGCAAGGUGGGACAGGUCCCUCCUUCAGGUAACAGCAGAACGGCCGGACUUACCCAACAGAGGCGAGUUCUAGACAAGACAGAUCUCCCCGCAGGGCAACGGCAAAACAGCCUGGCUUACCACACGGAGGCAAGGACAAGAAGAGACAAACACCAAAGAACGACAGACAGUUCUAUCUCUGCUCCGGGGAAGCACCGAGUCUCAGUUCGGCCAGCAACCUCAGCUGGCUACGGAAACAGCAGAUCCCUACCUAGCUCGGAGUGGCUGGCAACCAUUCAGCUGGCCCAGGAAACAGCCGAAUUCAUACCGCAAAGACAGCUCCGACUACCGACAGCUAGGGUCCAUGAGGGGAUGGUCCCCCAACAUGGCCUAAAGAUGGCAAUUGGCUGCUCUAACCUUCCACCAGCAGGUUGCUCCCAAGGGAUCUUGGCAAAACAAACCAGCAGCUCACACUCAACCCCAAGGCUAUUUAUAUUCCAAGCCCCAAGAUGGGAAUCAGGUGUCUAUGAUUAACUCCAACAAGGGACUGUCACAAUGGGGGGGGGGUGGUCAUUGGGAGCAAGGGUGGAUCCAAAUGCAAGAUACAUCUUGUGAGGUUCAUUAAAUUGAGUUUAUAGUUUGAAACCAGGAGAGCAACCAGGCUCGCUUUGGCGAGGUAACCUGACAGGGUUGCUCCGGUGAAGAAAGGUGAAUUACCGGCACUCGCUUCGGGCGGAGACUAGGCUUGCUCCAGCCAGAUGACAUUGGCAUGCCGUACCUUUGGUGACAUUGCAAACACUUACGCGCUGAACGACUGAAACCAGGGACAAUAAACUACCGGUUCAGCCAAGAGUAAAUUGCCUCCAAUCACCAAGUCUGAGGGACACGGGAAAACAGUGAACCAAAGGGAAACAGGGAGUCAACGAUCCGGAUCGUAACAUAAACAAAGUAAAUUUAAAGGGACCCCCGAUCCAGACCAUGACAAGGACAGCUGGAAGACCCGGAGUCCUGAAUCCACGGACCGGACCAUGAACUGGUAUGCGGACUUCACGGUCCGGACCAUGACAAUUUGUUUCCCUGCAGCCAUACAACAGUUUCUUAUGCUGGGGAUGAUUGUUGCCAAAAGACUUAUCUUGAUGGAAUGGAAAUCACCUUCUCCCCCUUCCUUUCGGAGAUGGAUGGCUGAUAUUAUCUCAGUCCUACAGAUGGAGAAACUUAGGUUCUUGAGAACCAAUUCAAUUAAAAAGUUUUUGGCUAUCUGGGAUCCAUUUCUUGCCUACCUGGAUGAGGCCGGCGGCGGAUGAGCAACUUUCCCCCAGCUGAUUUCUCACGGCCCUCAUUUGAGAUUUAAUGUUUAGUAUUUCUGAGCACUUUGUACAAUAGGCAUCCCUCUAAUGUUAUGUCUUAUUUUUUUGCUUAUUUCUUUUUUAUACAUGUGUGAGCUGGUAUGUUUUCAUUGAUCUUUUUUUUUUGAAAAUUUUGAAAAUAAAGUUUUUAAAAAAUAAGUAGUGAAAAAAAGAAGAAAAAGAAACAGUGAGGUAGUGUUCAUGGGUUUGAUACCCAUUCAGAAAUCUGAUGACAGAGAGGAAGAAGCUAUUCUUGAAUUGUUGAGUGUGUGUCUUCAGGCUCCUGUACCUCAACCCUGAUGGUACCAAGGAGAAGUGGGCAUGUCCUGGGUGAUGGGGGUCGUGGGUGAUUGAUGUCCCCUUUUUGAGGCAGCUUUUCUUGAAGGUCCUGGUGUCAUGGUCCAAUCCAUGAAGUCCGCAUUCCGGAUCAUGGUCCGAUCCAUCGACCCUUACUCCAGGUUUUCCUGUCUACCCUGUUUCUGUUCCUGUUUGAGCACUAAUUGAGACAGCUCUUUCUCAUUGGGGCUGGCUGCAUAAAUACCUCCAGAGACCAGGGCGGGGUGCUGGAUUGUUCUUGUCCUUACUCCUCAUAUCCCUUCCCCUGCCUUCUGUUUCCUUGCCUGAAGCCUUGCCUCGUCUUGCCGGUAGCUCUCGCCUUGCCUUGAAGUUCUUGUCUCGCGUUGCAUUGCCUGAAGCCUUGCCUUGUCUUGCCGGUAACUCUCGCCUCGUCUCGCCUGAAGUCCAACCAAUUAUCUAUAAAUCUGAGGCCCUCCCUCCUGCACCAUGUCUUCAGCCACGUGUUGUUCUGUGCUAUCUUACUAUUUCCAAACCCGCCUGCACGUGGCAUUGGUAGCAAUCCUGAGAUUGCUAUCCUGGAGGUCCUGUCCUUGAACUUAGUACCUAACUCCCUGAACUCACCUUUCAGGACCUCCUACCCACGUCAUUGGUCCCUACGUGGACCACCACAUCCGGCUGCUCACCCUCCCUCUUGAGAAUACUGAGAACUCGAUCCGAGAUAUCGCAGACCUUGGCACCGGGGAGGCAACAGACCAUCCGGGAUUCUCGAACCCUUCCACAGAACUUCUUAUCUGUCCCCCUAACUAUUGAAUCCCCUAUCACUACUGCUCUCCUCUUUUCCCUCCUUCCCUUCUGAGCUGAGGGCCCAGUCUCGGUGCCAGAGACGCAACCACUGCAACUUGUCCCUGGUAGGUCGUCCCCAUCAACAGUAUCCAAAAUGAUAUACUUAUUAUUGGUGGGAACGUCCACAGGGGUGCUCUGCUCAUUCUGUCUAUUCCCCUUCUCUCUUCUGGCAGUCACGCAGCUACCUGUCUCUUGACUCUUAGGGGUGACUAUCUCCCUGUAGCUCCUGUUUAUUUCUGCCUCUGCCUCCCGAAUGAUCUGAAGUUCAUCCAGCUCCAGCUCCAGUUCCCUAACUCGGUUUGUCAGGAGCUGCAGCUGGAUGCACCUUUUACAUGUGUAGUCAUCAGGGACAAUUGUGCUCACCCCGACUUCCCACAUACUGCAAACGGAGCACUCAACUGCCCUAACUGCUGCCUCCAUUACCUACUCUUAAGGGAAUUAAAUUAAUUAAAGGAACUUACCUGGCCUUACCUCACUUGGAGUGAAGCUCGUCCUCAGCCUCUGCUCGCCAAAGCCUGUCGAGCCAAAGCCUUCCUACUCGGUCUCCCGCUGCGACGACACCUGCUCAGUUAAUCUGCUCACUUUUUAACUCUCCCGUUGCCUCAUGGUCCGACGUUCAUGCACUUGCGUAGUCAUGCCCCGUUCAACCGCCGAAGAAAUGCUUAAAAAAGAUUGAAUUGGUUUGCAUUCAAGACGAGGCAAUAAAUUGGAUGAAAAUCACAAUCAACGUGUCUGGGCCAGAGGCGAGGGACGGGCCAUUGUUCAGCUCACUGCUCCUCUAGGUUAACUUGUCAUUAUGCUGAAUUGAGACUGUGGCCUGCAAGUAACAGGCUGCUGGAAGAGCUGUGACUGGCUUCGUGGCUGUGAACGUACCUUCGUGAACUUCAGUUCUGAAUAUUAUUUGAUGUUAGUAUUGAACAGACACAACAGAAGCCGUCCCACACAGGUCCGGCGAAGAGCUUUAGAAUCCCAGUCUCUAUAAAAGAGAGGUCCCGCCCAGCAGAGUGUUCAUCACCAGAGCGGUCGUCGUUGGUGUAGUCUUGAGUCAGAGUGGAAAGGCUUUGGCUCAACAGGGCUUCAGCGAGAACAGGUGGAGGCAAGGUAAGCAGGUGAGUUCAUUACUUAUUUCAAGAUCAGUGGAGGGGCAGGUAGUGUUGAGGACAGGCUGCAGAAGGACUUGGACAGAUUAGGAGAAUGGGGGAAGAAAGUGGCAAAUGAAAUACAAUGGUGGGAAAUGCAUUGUCAUACAUUUUGGUAGUAGAAAUAAAUGUGCAGACUAGUUUCUAAAAGGGGAGAAAAUCCAAAAAUAUGAGAUGCAAGUCUUGCAUCUGAGAUGGGAGUCAUUUUGCAGAACACCCUACAGGUUAACUUGCAGGCAGAGUCGAUGGUGAGGAGGGCAAAUGCAAUGUUAGCAUUCAUUUGAAGUGGUCUAGAAUACAAGAACAGGGAUGUGAUGCUGAGGCUUUAUAAGGCACUGGUGAGGCCUCACCUUGAAUAAUGUGAACAGGUUUUGGCCCCUCAUCUUAGAAAAGAUAUGCUGCCAUUGGAGAAAGUCCAAAGCAAGUUCACAAGGAUGACUCCGUGAACGAAAGGGUUAUCAUCUGAGGAACAUUUGAUAGCUCUGGGUCUGUACUUGCUGGAAUUUAGAAGUAUGGUGGGGCGGGAUGACAUUGAAACCUUUCAUAUGUUGAACGGCUCAGACAGAGUUGAUGUGGAAAGGAUGUUUCCCAUGGUGAGAGAGUCAAGGCUAAGAGGGCACAGCCUCAGAUAGAACGGCGCCCAUUUAAAACAGAGCCACUGUGAACAAACAAAUUUCACAACCCACCCCGGUGAUAAUAAACCUGAUUCUGAUUUCUUUAGCCAAAGGGUGGGGAAUUUGUGGAAUUUAUUACCACAGGCAGCUGUGGAGGACAGAUCCUUGGGGGUAUUUAAGGCAGAGCUUGACAGGAUCUUGCUUGGACAUGGCAUCAACAGUAAUGGGGAGAAGGCGCAGGAGAGAUAUGUCCCACAGAAGUAGUUCUCAGAUAGCAGGGCGAGCCAACCGUGGCAGACAAGGGAAGUUAAGGACUGCAUAAAAGCCAAGGAAAGGGCAUGUAAGGUAACAAAAGUGAGUGGUAAGUUGGAUGAUUCGGAUGUUUUUAAAAUCCAAAAAGCCAUAAGAUGGGAAAAGAUGAAACAUGAUCGCAAACUAAAAGUUUUUUCAGGUAUAUAAAUAAAAGGGAGGUGAGAGUUGAUAGUGGACCA
Molecule: messenger RNA, 14565 nt
Organism: Mobula hypostoma (lesser devil ray)
Lineage: Eukaryota; Metazoa; Chordata; Chondrichthyes; Myliobatiformes; Myliobatidae
Product: E3 ubiquitin-protein ligase TRIM39-like
Exons: 12
Coding region: 341-2743 (800 amino acids)
Biological process (GO): protein ubiquitination
Cellular component (GO): cytoplasm
Molecular function (GO): zinc ion binding; ubiquitin protein ligase activity; protein binding
Source: RefSeq, a predicted model, not a curated record